This is a messenger RNA of Metarhizium acridum CQMa 102, 1101 nucleotides long. RefSeq lists its product as uncharacterized. NCBI's taxonomy places the organism in Eukaryota, Fungi, Ascomycota, Sordariomycetes, Hypocreales, Clavicipitaceae. The record is from RefSeq and is a predicted model, not a curated record.
AUGGCGCCGCAGCUGUCAGAAGUUUCGACAAGCCCUCUGCCCACCUUCACUCCGGCCCUGAAGCCACCGCCCGGAGUCGUCUCGAGUCCUGACCAUCCAGCUUCGUUGGCGUAUCUUGCUGACAUCACCAUCGGGAUAUGCAUUCCACUGGUUACGGUCUUUUUUCUUUUGCGGACCUAUGUCCGCAUCUUCAUCAAGCGCGUUUGGGUGUUUGAGGAUGCGCUGGUGACCACGGCCUGGGCCGGCACCGUUGCCUACUGCGGCAUCAUGAGAGCCACCAUGUCCCAUCAUGGAGGCCAGCAUGGCUGGGACAUCACCAUCGACGACGUCCACCAGGCCGCGUACUGGUUCAACGUUGCCGCCAUCGAAUACGGCGUCAUGAUUGGCGUCACCAAGCUUGCGGUCCUCUGGCUUUACCGCCGCGUCUUCUCGCCCAUCCGCUGGAGCAAGUUUGACAUGACAAUCGUCACGCUCAUUGUCAUUAUUUUUGGAUUCUACAGCACCACGUCUCUGGUGAAGAUAUUCGAAUGCAACCCGCGCGCAAGGAUUUGGAACCCCUCGGUACCCGGCAAAUGUGUCGACAUACACAUCAUAUUGAACGUGAGUGGUGCUUUCAACACGGUGACGGAUUACUUGAUCCUAUUGCUGCCGAUCCACGCCGUACGGAAGCUUCAGAUGGACCGGUUCAAGAGAGUCCUCGUGGUACUCGCCUUUACGUUCGGCCUAUGCGCCCCGAUCUUUGCGACAAUUGGCUUUGUUGUCCGCCUCAGGAACAGCGGCAAUCCGGAUACGUCGUGGAAACAGCCCGAGAUCCUCCUUUGGGGCGCGGCAGAACUCGCCUCGGGCAACUUGUGCGUUUGCUUCCCCGAACUUGCCGUCCUCUUCCGCAAGAAGAAUCGCACGCGCAGUGGCCCUCGUCGACCGACAGACUCGCAACUCAAAGAGUCUCAAGAGCUGAACCAUGGGAGAAGAGCGCCGUCGGAUCCCUACUUUACCAAGAGUCUCAUGAGCACCGUGUUUAGCACAGACGGCGAUGCACAGUAUGUCGAGCUGCAAGACCAACCCAACUACAAAGCGACCCCUACCAGGCCAUACCGUUGA